AUGACAUCACCGUUAUUAUCACUGCUUUCAUCGUUAACAACGACUAACUUAUUCCUCCUGGCAGCACUUUUUAUCAUCCCCUACUUACUAAUCUUCAAACGUAGAAAACUUCCAGAACCGGUAAUAACAGGAGAUGGAACUAAGUACAAACAUCCGCCCUGUCUUCCCACUGUUCCCAUCUUUGGAUCCGUACCAUUCCUACCAGCGUUCCCAACUCAAUACAAGUAUUUUACUAAGGAGAAGUAUAAGUAUGGAGACGUGGUUGCGUUCUAUGUUAUGGGAAGGUGCUACAAGAUAGUCUUAAACAGUAAGGAAGCAAUACACGACGCAUUUGUUAAGAAGUCAACAGAUUUUGCUGGAAGGCCGUCCACAAAAUUGAACAGCAUAUUAAAUCCAAAUCAAAAAGGCAUACUGUUCCAUAACUACGAUGAAAGCUUCAAAAAGUAUCACAAAUUGAGUCUUGGCAUCAUGAAGCAAUUUGGCUUCGGCAACAGAGUGAUGGAGAAGAGGAUCAUGGAGGAGAUGAGCUACUUUAUGGAGAACUUGGCCAGUUUCAAAGGUUUGGCCAGCUUCAGAAAUACAAUUUUUUCUUUUUCAAUGAACAUUGUGUGUGGAAUUCUCUUUGGGAGGCGUUUUUCCGACAAUGACCCUGAACUUUCUGAUGUCAUCAACAGCAUCAGAACAAAUUUUAACAAUCUUGGAAAAUUAUUUGUAGCUAAUGUUUUUCCUUUCAUCAAAAUGUACGACGACAGUUAUUAUAGAAAAAUACCUCAUCACCAUCACGAACCAAGCCAAGAAGAGCAGGAGAACUCUAAAAGGCACCCUCCUUCAAGUUUCAUUCGCAGUUACGUCAAAAUUGAAGGCCCUGAUUACGACAAAGAACAACUCCUCUACUUCAUGUACGAACUUUUCCUUGCGGGGACUGAAACUGUUGCCAGUACAUUGGAGUGGACCUUGGUCUUACUGGCCAACAAUUUGGAAAUUCAAGAAAAAAUGUACCGAGAACUGAAAAAAGUUCUUUCUGACAAACUUGAAAAUUCAGAUAAAAAUAAACCAGAAUCUAAAACCGUCCAACGCAGCAAUCUUGUUAAUCAUAAAACUAUACUUCCAACCCUUGAAGACAAAACAAAUUUGCUUUAUUGUCAAGCAGUUUUUUAUGAAAUACUUCGGUACAAGCCAGCGACUCCGAUGACCUUGCCCCACGUGACCUUGAAGGACAGUCACGUGAUGGGGUACUUUGUUCCGAAAGGAACGACGGUGAUAGGCAAUCUACACGGAUCGCACAACGACACGCGUGUAUGGCACGAACCAGAACUUUUCAACCCAGAUAGAUUCAUUGAUGUCGACACUGGGAUGAUUAUUAAUAAGGACCAUAUCGUUCCAUUUUCGUUAGGGAAAAGAUCAUGCUUCGGCGAAAUUCUAGCUCGCCAGGAAGUUUUCCUCUCCCUAACCAACCUGGUUUGGAGGUUCAAAAUUUUACCCCCAUCAGGUCAACAAGAGGUCAAGGUUGAUGACGUCAUGGACGUUACUUCCAAACCGUCAUCGUUCAAAAUUAGACUCGUGGAAAGGGAGUAA
Molecule: messenger RNA, 1575 nt
Organism: Helobdella robusta
Lineage: Eukaryota; Metazoa; Annelida; Clitellata; Rhynchobdellida; Glossiphoniidae
Exons: 8
Coding region: 1-1575 (524 amino acids)
Biological process (GO): xenobiotic metabolic process
Cellular component (GO): intracellular membrane-bounded organelle; cytoplasm
Molecular function (GO): oxidoreductase activity, acting on paired donors, with incorporation or reduction of molecular oxygen, reduced flavin or flavoprotein as one donor, and incorporation of one atom of oxygen; heme binding; iron ion binding
Source: RefSeq, a predicted model, not a curated record